CUUCUAGGUAGAUCUAUUACGGUAUGCUGGUAUGCAUUAUAUACGGUGUAAGCUUAUACGUUAUUUUAUCCGGCACUAUAUCCACUAACUGUAUGUUAAAUCGCACAAGCAAUCAGCUGAUCCAAUCAGUGCCAGCAUUGAGGAAUCCAGGGCUCUCCAAAAAUAUCAACUCUUUGGAUAGAUCCAUAUAUACCAAAUGUUAUUCCCUAAGCCAUUGUACGUUGUAUAAGUUGCCAAAGGCAGCCUUCUGUCUUGGUUGUGCUAGACAAAGAUGUGAUUCCAUCAAAAGGGCUCCAGUAAAUACCACAUUGACAAAUCCAUUCAAUAGUUCCUCUGGCAGAAUACGGUAUUUAACAAUGACGGGGCCAAGUUCAGACAAUAAUAGCAUGGAUAGCGACGGUUCAUAUCUAAUCGACGCAGCACUGUAUCGCAAUGGAGAUAACACUCCGGAAGACACUAAGUUACAAAUACGAAUAAGCAAACAGGAGAAGGUUUUGUUUGAUCUCUUGAAGGAGUGUGUGGAUUCCAAUAAUCUGAAUAUCGACCUCAGGGUAGCUGGAGGAUGGGUAAGGGACAAAUUGCUGAACCAAACUAGCAAGGACAUUGACAUUGCCUUGGAACACAUAACAGGUGUUGAUUUCUGCAACUAUCUGAACGCAUUCACGGAAAAAAGCUAUGGAUUCCACAAAACAGUUGGCGUAGUGAAGCGAAGGCCCGAGCAAUCGAAGCAUCUAGAAACAGCGACAAUAAACAUCAUGGGACUGAAUAUAGACUUUGUUAACCUGCGUAGCGAAGAUUACGCCCAAAAUAGCAGGAUACCUAUCAUGAAAAUAGGGACGCCAUUUGAAGAUGCUAUGCGCCGAGAUUUCACAAUAAACGCUUUGUUCUACAAUAUUUCGAAAAAUGCAAUUGAAGACUAUACUGGAAAGGGAAUUGACGAUCUUAAGGCAGAAGUUAUACGCACAUGCUCACCUGCAUUCGGUACAUUUUUGGAUGACCCGCUUCGAGUUAUAAGAGCUGCACGCUUCGCGGCCAGGCUGGGAUACGCCUUAGACAGUGAUAUAAUAAAGUCAGGGUCAGACCCGGAAGUGUUAGCACAGUUAUCCCAAAAGGUCGCCAAAGCAAGAAUAGCGCAGGAGCUUGAUGACAUGCUGAUCAAAGGUGAUACUACUCUGGCCUUUGAAAUCAUGAAAACAUUUGGUGUGCUCCCUAUACUUGUGCGUGAUAAUCCAGGUGAUGCGCCAUCUGACAGCCAAAUCGAUACCGGCUGUCAGACUAUGGCAUGGAUGAAGCAAUGUCUCGCUGAACUCAAAUGGGAUGAUGUUGACCGACGAAUACUCUACAUUGCGGCAUUCUGUGUACCACUCAAAGAUGAACCACAAGUUGAUAAGUGCAGUUACACGGAACACGUCAUCAAAUCACGCCUAAAAAUGCCAAAUAAACUGGCUUCCGGGGCUACUACUGUUAUAGAAGGAAGUGAGAUGUUCCUAGAGGCUAUCAACAAACUACCUCCGGCAAACCCGGAUUUAAGAGAGCUUCUUGGAGGCAUGAUUCGGUCUAUAGGGCCCCUUUGGAAGGAAGCACUAAUUCUCUGCAUGACUAGGGAAAGCUUUGGCGUAGAUCCACGGGAAUUAGCGGGAAAAUACAAUAACACCAGGGAUGUGGUGUAUUCCUUGGAUAUACAUGAGUCAUAUAACCUCAAAGCACCCAUUACAGGGAAAGAGCUCAUGGAAGUACUGCCUACAUUGUCACGUGGGCCGAAGUUUAAGGAAGUCCUGGAUUUCCAAAUCAAACACAUACUAAGACGACCCGAUAUGAGUAAUGAUGAGAUUUUAAAUCUCAUUGUUAAACAUUUUAAAAAUUAAUAGC
Babesia bovis T2Bo is the source of this 1869-nucleotide messenger RNA. Its product is annotated as Poly A polymerase head domain family protein. Gene Ontology annotation, molecular function: RNA binding; ATP:3'-cytidine-cytidine-tRNA adenylyltransferase activity. The transcript is spliced from 8 exons. The record is from RefSeq and is a predicted model, not a curated record. Lineage: Eukaryota; Apicomplexa; Aconoidasida; Piroplasmida; Babesiidae. Gene Ontology annotation, biological process: tRNA 3'-terminal CCA addition. The coding region runs from base 24 to 1865 and encodes 613 amino acids.